This is a messenger RNA of Brassica rapa (field mustard), 1155 nucleotides long. RefSeq names its product acyl-protein thioesterase 2. Gene Ontology annotation, molecular function: hydrolase activity. NCBI's taxonomy places the organism in Eukaryota, Viridiplantae, Streptophyta, Magnoliopsida, Brassicales, Brassicaceae. The record is from RefSeq and is a predicted model, not a curated record.
UAAUAGUGGGGGCGCUAAGAAAAAUGUAAGUGCAAGCCAUAUCAAAAGUUUAAUGGGUUGCUUGCUGGCUGCUGCUGAGCCACUGGCUUCCUUAGACUUCUCCGUCGAUAAACUAUAGCCGAGGCACGGUCUCAGACUGUGUUGCUUUCCCCAAGUGCUUCUUCUCAGCAUUGCUUGUUAUCCGAAAUGAGUAUCUCUGGUGCUGCACUUGGUUCAGGAAGAAUUUUAGGAAGAGCGGUAGAGUUUGGGAAAACUCAUGUGGUUAGGCCCAAAGGGAAACACCAAGCUACUAUUGUCUGGUUACAUGGUCUUGGCGACAAUGGCUCUAGCUGGUCUCAGCUUUUGGAGACCCUUCCCCUUCCCAAUAUCAAAUGGAUAUGCCCGACUGCUCCUUCUCAACCUAUAAGUUUAUUUGGUGGUUUUCCCUCCACAGCUUGGUUUGAUGUUGUGGGCAUCAAUGAAGAUGGACCUGAUGAUGUAGAAGGACUGGACGUGGCUGCCGCACAUGUUGCAAAUUUGUUGUCGAAUGAGCCUUCUGACAUUAAGUUAGGUGUUGGAGGGUUCAGCAUGGGUGCGGGGACGUCUCUAUACUCAGCGACUUGUUUUGCAGUCGGUAAAUAUGGAAAUGGCAAUCCUUACCCUAUCAAUUUAAGCACAGCCAUAGGCUUAAGCGGUUGGCUUCCUUGUGUUAAGACACUGGCUGGCAAACUAGAAGAGGAACAGAUCAAGAAUCGAGCUGCGUCCUUACCAAUUUUAGUUUGCCAUGGAAAAGGUGAUGAUGUGGUGCCGUACAAGUUUGGGGAGAAAUCUUCAGAGGCCUUGAUAUCACAUGGGUUUAAGAAGACAACGUUCAAAGCCUAUAGUGGACUUGGUCACUACACCAUCCCACAGGAGAUGGAUGAGUUGUGCGCUUGGUUAACAUCCAACCUCGGCCUCCAAGGUUGAAAAGGCUUUUCACUUAUGUCACUAAAUUAACCCCUUCAAACUCUUGAGAGUUUCAUUGAUUUGGAUUGGAUCCUUCGUAUUUUCACUUUAAGAUGUAUAACAUCAAAGCAUUAUAUAACUAGUCUUUGAGAGAUUUGUAUGGGUUGUUCAAAAAAAAAAAGAGACUUGUAUGGUUGUAUUUAAAUAAUAAAUUAAAAUAUCUCCGUCGGU